Molecule: messenger RNA, 2894 nt
Organism: Odontomachus brunneus
Lineage: Eukaryota; Metazoa; Arthropoda; Insecta; Hymenoptera; Formicidae
Exons: 13
Coding region: 1-2760 (919 amino acids)
Biological process (GO): sensory perception of smell; detection of chemical stimulus involved in sensory perception of smell
Cellular component (GO): plasma membrane
Molecular function (GO): odorant binding; olfactory receptor activity
Source: RefSeq, a predicted model, not a curated record
AUGCACGUAUUAGAAUUUACACUAUCAGUCCUCACAGUCGCCGGAGGUUGGCGACCGCUGUCGUGGACCUCGUUGACGAAACAAAUUAUAUACAAUGCUUACUCAAUUUUACUGAAUGCGGCGGUAUUCAUAUUCAUCACAACCCAAUUCAUGCAUCUUGUGUUUAACGCCAUCAAUGCGGACGAAAUAUGCGAGACAUUAUACGUGGUGCUUGUUGGAAUGAUUGGAAAUUUUAAGAUUAUCACAAUAGGUAUCAAUCAUCAAAGUUUCGCGGCUAUGCUCGAUAAUCUAUCACAGAAACCGUUCAAACCAAUGGUAGAAUACGAGACGAUGAUUCAAACAAAGUUUGAGAAAAUGAUAAAGAAUAAUACAACUCGCUAUAUAAUGCUUCUGGUGUCGACUGUUUUAUACAUGACUUCAGUAUCCUUAUUCACGGACUUCAGUAGAAAACAAUUAACUUUUAACGCAUGGUUCCCGUUUGACUAUUCGGUUUCAGUGAUAUAUUACUUUCUGUACAUUCAUCAAAUGAUCAGUUUGACACUGUGCAGUUUAUUGAAUAUCGCCUGCGACUGUUUCUUCUCCGGAUUACUACUGCACAUUUCCUGCCAGAUCGAGAUCUUAGAAUACCGUCUGUCGAAAGUCGCGAAUAAUCAAGUCAAGUUGCGCGAGUGCGUGAUUCACCAUUAUCGCAUAUUCGAAUUCGCCAGUGUGUUGAAUGAUAAAUUGGUAAUUGUCAUCGGCAGCCAAUUCAUAGGGACCUUCUUAGUGCUAUGCUGCCUGCUCUUUCGGUUAACAAUAUCAACAUCCAGCUCUAUGUACAUCGAAACCAUGAUGUGUAUAUGUUGCGGAUUAAUAGCGACCUCCUAUUACUGUUGGUUCGGAAACGAAAUCAGACUGAGUAGCCUGGAGUUGUCCGAAAAUAUCUACAAAAUGAAAUGGCUGGAGCUUAGUAACAGCAUGAGGAAGAGUUUCUUGAUUAUUAUGAAUCGCGCAACUUCGUUACCUAUCAAAUUUACCAGCGCGCGUAUCAUUCCUCUGAACCUAGAGUCUUUCGUAACGGUGCUCAAGAUAUCGUAUUCGGUUUUCAAUCUAAUGCGUCAGAGGCAAGAGGGAUACCAACUUUUGGAGCUUAUACUGAACGCCAACAACGCCGAUUCAUUUGGCGACGCGUUAUUCAACAUUCUGAUCUCGCUUCUGGCCUGCUACAAGACACUUAUUAUACGAAUCAAUCAAGAGAGCAUCAUAGCGUUAAUUAACAAUCUUACCGAGGCGCCGUUCAAGCCAUUAGACUCGUAUGAAAUGAUGAUCAGAGAGAAAUUUGACAGGAGGAUAACAUAUGCAUAUAUGUUGAACGACAAGUUCGCAAGAUUAGUGCCCGGUGAGUUCGCAAUGGUCACAAUAGUGAUGACUUAUGAUCUGAUCCAUAUGAUUAUGUCGUCGUCUAACGCUGUUUAUGUACAAAGCAUGAUGUUCAUAGCUUCUACACUCGCGGCAAUUUUCUACUAUUGCUGGUUUGGCAACGAGCUCAAACUAAAGAGUUUGCAGUUAUCAGACAAUAUCUACAACAUGGAGUGGAUGACGUUAAACGACAAUGUGAAAAAAGGUCUCUUAAUGAUUAUGAAUCGUGCGACGAUACCUAUCGAAUUUAAAGGCGCGUACAUGCCAAUGAAUCUCGAAUCUUUCGUGGUGCCGUUUUCCUGGACAUCGAACUUAUCAAUAUUCAAAUAUGCAAUGUACAUCGGUUAUAAAACAUUAUUGAUCUCCAUAUUGUUCACAUUUAAUGUGACUCAAUUCAUGAACAUUGCAUUAAACGUCGGUAACUCCGACGAAUUCGCCAACACUAUAUACAUGAUGCUGACUGUAUUCGUGGCGUUUUACAAAAUAAUUAUCAUGUGGCUAAGUUGCAAAAAUGUUACCGGAAUAGUCAUAGCUCUCACGGAAAAGCCCUUCGCGCCAAAGGAAUUGGGUGAGAUAACAAUUCGACAGAAGUAUGACAAAAUCUCAAUCCGUAGGAAAACUGCGAUAUGGUAUCUAAGUCUGGUCAUGACUACUGUCGUGUGCAUGAUUUUCACGUCUGUUUUCGUGGAUUUUAUGGGGGGAAGCCUGACUUAUCCGGCAUGGCUGCCGUUCAACUACACGUCAUCCACUUUAUUUCCCCUCGUUUUCGUUCACCAAACGAUAGCCGUGACAAUCUGCGCGACAGUGAACGUCGCCUGCGACAGCCUGAUAUGCGGACUUCUGUUGCACAUAUGCUGCCAGCUCGAGAUCUUUGAAUAUCGAUUAAUGCAAAUCCCGCAGAAACAACAUAUCCUGCCUGACUGUGUGCGUCACCACGACCGCAUAUUUGAAUACGCGUACACGGUGAACAGCCAAUUUGUGAAGAUAAUUGCUCUCCAGUUCGGAGUGAGCACAUUGGUGGUGUGCUCUAAUUUGUUUCAUUUGGCUAUGGCGACACUCGACGCGAAUAUUCUACCAUUGAUACUGUAUACGGCCUGCAUGUUAUCGCAGAUUUUUAUCUACUGUUGGUUUGGGAACGAAGUCAAACUAAAAAGUCUUCAGGUGGCAGAUAACGUUUACAAGAUGGAGUGGAUGGCACUUGACAACAGUAUUAAAAAGAGUCUUCUACUGAUUAUGAAACGCUCAGCCUCUUCUAUUGAAUUUACUAGCGCGGUAGUCAUCACGAUGAACCUUGAUUCGUUUGUAUCCGUACUCAAAACAUCAUAUUCUGUUUUCAAUGUACUCAAACGCACGCAUGAAUAGGAAGGCAUUAAAUUUAGUAUUGUUUGCGUUGAUAUAAAUUGCAUAAGAGACAAAAUACAGGAUACGUAGAAGCGCAAAAGAAAAUGUAUCGACCUGUUUAUCAUCGAUAUUAAAUAAAUAUUUUUUUGUCAAUA